AGCCAUAACUGUUGCGGUCUGCAAGUGGCCGUGCGCUUCCCUGAUAAGGGUUCUCUCGGCUGCAAGAUGGAUGACAACUUCAACAUGAAUGAUGGCGGGAUACGGAAGCGGAACGUCGGUGCAGAGACUCCGGCAGCGCGGGACGGCGACUCCUUCAUCAAGAAGUUUGAUAUCUACAACAAGGUAUAAUACGCAUAAAAGUACUCUCCACUGCGGCCGAGCUCUACCCUGGGUGCUUUGUUUUUUUCGUAAAUGGAAAUUUUGACGCGAUUAAAAUGUCGAGGAUAUAGCGUUUUUGAAAAAACUUCUGCAAAAAGGUGCAUGACGACUACAACAUAAAGACGAAAAGCGGGGGCACGAUAUCACUGCUCACGUACAUUUCUAUGCUGAUCCUGAUCGCGGGGGAGCUAAGAUUUUACCUGUCAACGAGAAUUUCGGACCACAUCGUGGUGGACACGACGACCGACGAGAAGCUACCCAUCGGGCUGAAUAUCACCUUUCCGGACCUGCGAUGUGACGAGGUUUCCGUGGACACGGUGGAUUCGUCGGGCGAGAACCAAAUCAACAUCGACUCGGGCGGGCUCCAGAAGUACCCCGUGGAUCGGUUCGGGCGGUUUGGCGAGGACCCGGUGGCGCCAGAAGGAGCCUGUCUGUCGUGCUACGCAGCGGCCUCGAACAUGCCCGAGGGCUCGUGCUGCAACGACUGCAAAUCGUUGAAGGAGGCGUACACGCAAGCGGGGCUCAGCUACUACAAAGUCCUGAAGGAGUCCGAACAGUGCAAGCACAUCGUCGGCUGCGUCGUCGACGGCGACGUGCUCGUGUCGAAGGUCGCCGGGAAUGUCCACGUGGCGCUGGGGAAGUCCAUUGUUCGCCAGGGCAGACUAUCAAAUGCAAAAAUGUUGUCUGGGUCUGGAAACUUGUGAUGCUGGGUGGCGUACCAUGAGGAGGCCACAAGUGCUGGCUCAGCAUGACAGGUUUCUGAGCUUCUAGGUGUUGCCUGUUCUGCAUGACAAACUGCGUUUCUGAAUGGCUGAGAAAUUGUCUUGUGCUCUUGGUCUUGGGUAACGUGCAUGACAGAUUUGAGAGCCGUGCCAGACAAGCAUGACAAACAUGCAGUCUUCCAGACCCAGACAAAUUUGCACUUCAUACAGACACGUCCACGAGUUCAACAUCCGAGACGUUUCCGAGGGCUUCAACACGUAUCCUGAGUAAAAACGUACCCACACCAGAGUUGUAAUGCAGAUUUGCAAAGACAGGAAGACUUGUAAUGCGCAUCCCCAUGGGAGCCAUUUCCAAUCGUGUUUUGGAAUUUGUGAUGCUGUGAACAGGAUGAGCAGAUGAAUCUGUGAGGCGGCUGCACUUGCUAACCUGCACUACACUGCAGAGUGCAACGCGUCAUGCGUGACUCACAAAACUCCUAGGUUUGUGUUGCAAAAUCCCCAACCUGACUCUGGUGUGGGUACGUUUUUACUCAGGAUAACACGUCGCACAUCAUCAAUCGCUUGCAGUUUGGUCCGCGCUUCAAUGGCCUCGUGGAUGCGCCACUGUAUGCUGUAGAGAAAAGCACAUCGCACAUACUUGCGACCAGAUAAUUUUGGGGAGUAGGCAUGUUCUUAUUUUGCGUUUGCAAAGCGUGCCAUCAGCACAGAUAGCUGAUUUUCGUCACACUGACCAGCGAGAUGAAAAACGCAAAUGUAUUGCAAAUGGUUGCACUAUGGGAUGCGCUUUUCAGUAUGAUACGCCGGAAGGUACGCCAGUGGGUCGUUCAGCCAGGGGAUGUUCUUCCAGUGGCAGUGUUAGUCUUUUGUUCAAGGUGCUCAAUGAAGAACCUCGCGAAAAUAAUGAAAGUGAAGGCUGUCAUUUGGAUUACUGCACGAAGUUUAGAAGUCUAUCAAUACAAACAAACAUCAAACGAACAAGGUACGUCGAAGAUCGUGGACCACGGCGCUUGCGUUUUUGAAAGCUCCCCAAAAUUUGCCGAAAAUCUGCCAAAAUCUGGAGGAAAGGUCCAAGGAAAGGGCCAAGGGAGAGCGGCCGCCUAUGUGGCAGGCCAUACAGCUACGCACAGGCGCCCCGGGGAGGCCUCGACGGCCCGCCGGGAAGCCGCCGGCCCGUCUUCAGACACGGUGGGGCGCUCGAUUUUCUCCGGUUGGUCGCGUGUUUCCCUGUCCAGUCCUGCGUGAUUUGCAACCACUACGCGCAUCGUUCUGUUGCUUCUUGCCGCUACAACGAAUGGCGGCGCGCUGCUGGCGCGCCUCUUUCUCGUCGCCAUGGGUCUGUGUGCACCUUGUUGCGCGUCCAUUGUGCUUGCCCAAGGCGGCACGGUGCCGCGCGCAGUCAGUUCGCGCACCGCGGAGGCCCCCUUUUCCUUCUCCCUGGUGUGCAGUUCGUUCCCCCCCUCCUCCUUCUUCUCUGUAUGUUGCCCAGUUCGAUCACCCCCGCCCUCCACAAAAACUCUUCUUUUCCUGUCAGUUCGAACCCCUCCAAGAAAAAGACACUUAUUUUCCCACUCAGUUCGUUUUCCCUUUCUUUCUUUUUUGUCUUUUCAGUGCGCUGUUCGUUUACUAAAGUUGUAAAACUCGAAAACCAGAACCACUACAAACAUCAAACGAACAAGGUACGUCGAAGAUUGUGGACCACGGCGCUUUCAUGUUUCACUACUACAUCUAUCGAAGUGAAAAACGCCCGCAUGAUCCCUCGUAGCAAACAAGGAUAUUUUAUUAAUGUGACCCAAAUUGAUGCAGAUGAGAACUCCCUUGCAUAUGGCGAUUCAUUGCGGCGUCUUUCCCUUCUGAUAACAACAAAUUGAUUCCCACGAUUUUCAUGGAGGAUCGGUACCCAGAGACGUCAAAAAAGUACUCGCACCAGUACUCCUCCACGGAGGCCAGCCGCAACGUACUGGUGAACACGGAGCAGCUAGCCGGGCUGCCUGGAGUGUUUCUAGUCUACGACUUCUCGCCCUUCCUCGUGCAGAAACGGUUGGGAUUCAUCCCGUUCUCGCACUUCCUCACCAGCCUCUGUGUCAUUAUCGGCGGAAUCUUCACGAUCAGCAGCUCGCUGGAUAAGUUUCUCUACGCGACCGGCAAGAAGCUCACGGGUGGCAGCAAGAGAAAUCUCUCACUGUGACGAGCGGAAGAGGACGUGUGGUCGGGCGCUGUGAUUAUUUUUAAAGUGGUUUGCAGUUAGGAGGCUUGGGAGGUCAAGCCUAUUUGGUAGUACCUACUCUUUUGGUUUUGCCCACGAAUAUCUAUAUUUUUUUGAACCGAAAACGUGAAAAUAUGCUAAGCAGAUAACGUAACCUUUUCUCACAUCGAAUUGCGACGCACCAGUUUGGUUUAAGAUUAACUAACUUUACGCAAAACUUGCAGAUGGUGGAAUCUUGUCAUCUCCAAGGGAUUUAGAACAUUUUAGUGUUUUUUUGGGCGUGGAAGGUAGGAGCAACGCGUCGAUUUGAAGGGGAUCUGGCACAGUACCCGGACCACGCGGACUUUUCUUCGCAAGUAUGCAGUAGCAUUGUUCGUAGUAGUCUACUGACGCACGUGCAGUGUGGCACAGCAAGAGAAGAAGAUCUAGCUAACUGCUAUAUCAAGAAGAAAAGAAAGAUCAUUC
Amoebophrya sp. A120 is the source of this 3609-nucleotide messenger RNA. The record is from the annotation of a GenBank genome assembly. NCBI's taxonomy places the organism in Eukaryota, Dinophyceae, Syndiniales, Amoebophryaceae.